AUGGAUUCCCUUAAGGCCAGCCAGAGAGCAGGCACCUCCUUGACGAGCUUCCCUGCCGACUUUUUUAUUCCGAGCUCCUUGGAGAAGGCACUUCCGAAGAAGCAGAUCGAGCUCUAUACGCCUGAGUACUACGCUGCCUGCACCUUCGGUGGUAUCAUCGCGUGUGGGCCGACCCACUCUGCGGUCACGCCGUUAGACCUUGUCAAGUGCAGAAGACAGGUGGAUCCGACGUUGUACAAGUCAAACAUCCAGGGCUGGUCCAAAAUCAUUGCUUCUGAGGGUAUUGGUGGGAUCUUUACCGGUGUGGGUGCCACCUUCAUUGGGUACUGUAUCCAGGGUGCGGGUAAGUACGGGUUUUACGAAUACUUCAAGAAGCUGUACGCGGAUGCAGUGGGUGAGGACUUUGCCAAAAAGUACCAGACCGGUGUUUACAUGGCAGCCUCUGCUUCCGCUGAAGCCAUCACUGAUUUGUUCUUGUGCCCAUGGGAAACCAUCAAGGUAAAGACUCAGACCACCAUUCCACCAUAUGCCAAGUCUGUGUUCGAAGGCUGGAGCAAAAUCGCCGCCGCUGAAGGACUUGGUGGUUUUUAUAAGGGCUUGGUCCCAUUGUGGUUCAGACAGGUGCCUUACACCAUGGUGAAGUUUUCAUCGUUUGAAAAGGUUGUGGAUUUGAUCUACUCGAAAUUGCCAAAAGCCAAGAAGGACUACUCUCCAUUGCAGCAGACAGGUGUCUCCUUCACCGGUGGUUACAUUGCCGGUAUCUUCUGUGCUGCCGUUUCCCACCCAGCCGACGUCAUGGUGUCCAAGAUCAAUGCAGACAAGCAGGUCGGUGAGUCUACCGGUCAGGCGUUGAGCAGAAUCUACCUGAAGAUCGGCUUUGCCGGCUUGUGGAACGGGUUACCGGUCAGAAUCGUCAUGAUCGGUACCUUGACCGGUUUCCAGUGGUUGAUCUACGAUUCCUUCAAGGUCGCGGUUGGCUUGCCAACCACCGGUGGGCAUUAA
This is a messenger RNA of Babjeviella inositovora NRRL Y-12698, 1002 nucleotides long. Its product is annotated as Cu/Pi carrier. Gene Ontology annotation, cellular component: mitochondrial inner membrane. Lineage: Eukaryota; Fungi; Ascomycota; Pichiomycetes; Serinales. Gene Ontology annotation, biological process: mitochondrial phosphate ion transmembrane transport. The transcript has a single exon. The record is from RefSeq and is a predicted model, not a curated record. The coding region runs from base 1 to 1002 and encodes 333 amino acids. Gene Ontology annotation, molecular function: phosphate transmembrane transporter activity.